Puntigrus tetrazona (Sumatra barb) is the source of this 1409-nucleotide messenger RNA. It is a transcript of the gene rnf144b, whose product is annotated as ring finger protein 144B. Gene Ontology annotation, molecular function: zinc ion binding; ubiquitin protein ligase activity; ubiquitin conjugating enzyme binding. The record is from RefSeq and is a predicted model, not a curated record. Gene Ontology annotation, cellular component: mitochondrial membrane; cytoplasm; ubiquitin ligase complex. NCBI's taxonomy places the organism in Eukaryota, Metazoa, Chordata, Actinopteri, Cypriniformes, Cyprinidae. Gene Ontology annotation, biological process: positive regulation of proteasomal ubiquitin-dependent protein catabolic process; protein polyubiquitination; ubiquitin-dependent protein catabolic process.
AUGGAGGUCUUCGCUCCACUUUUUCUGAAAUUGAGGGCUAAACAACAACAGGAGGCAGGCAUGGAGGCAGAAAAAGCCAUGAUCCUCUGCAAACUCUGCCUGACGGAUUGUCCUGAGCUGGAGACCAGCACGCUGCAGUCCUGUAACUGUGUGUUCUGUGUUCAGUGUUUAAGGCAGUAUGUCCAGCUGGCAAUUCAGGGAGGCGCAGGCAGUGCCAUCACCUGCCCUGAUCCGGCCUGCAAGAACCCUGGAACUCUGCUGGACUCUGAGCUCGCCUCGUUUGCUCCCAGUGAUCAGGUUGAGCUCUAUCAGCGGCUACGAUUUGAAAGAGGAGUUCAGUUAGACCCCAAUAAGGCUUGGUGUCCCAUGCUGGACUGCCAGGCUGUGUGCAGUGUGACGCCCGGAACCGAAGGCAAACCGCUUCCCGUCCCCUGCCCGGCCUGCCAUGCCGUCUUCUGCUGCGGCUGCAGAAGCCCCUGGAUCGACGGUCACUCCUGCUCCCAGCACCAGCCACUGAUGGCUCCGUCAGCUGACAGUGCACUGAGCAGCGCCGAUACUGAUGCAGCCAUUAAACAGUGUCCGAUGUGUGGCGUCUAUAUAGAGCGCAAUCAAGGCUGCGCACAGAUGCUCUGCAAGAGCUGCAAACACACUUUCUGCUGGUACUGCCUGCAGAACCUGGAUGGCGAUAUAUUUCUGAGACAUUACGAUAAAGGACCGUGCCGAAACAAGCUGGGGCACUCCAGAGCUUCCGUCAUGUGGAACAGGACACAGGUGGUUGGUAUACUGGUGGGCGUCAGCAUCAUCGUGCUAGUCACGUCCCCGCUGCUGCUGCUGGCCUCUCCCUGCAUCCUGUGCUGCGUGUGCAAACCCUGUCAGGCCAAGAACACCAAGAAAAAGAAGAAGAAAGACAAGAAGCCAUCAGAUUCCACAGCGUAGGAGAACUCCUAAGAAUCAACAGGCGUAGCAUCCUCCACGUGCCAAUCCUCAGUCUCGCUAGCCAGGUGCACAAGUGCCUCAUUCUCAGUGCCUGGUGAAGUUAGCGGAUUUAUUUUGCCUUCCGGUGCAUUAUGGGAAAAAGAAGCAUGUUGUUUACUGAGUAAACAACAUCUGUAAUGGAAUGGCCCUUUCUCCACUAAGCUGUAUAUAUAUAAAAAAAAAAAUAUAUAUAUAUAUAUAUAUAUACACACACACACACACACACACAUGAACUGUAGCAAUGAGUUCAACUCUUUAUUUCCAUGUAGCCUUCCGGACCAAAGGCCCUGCUGUUUAUUUCCGUGUACUAUAAUAUGUAAAUACUGUAUUUAUGAGUCUGGGUACUGUCCUGUGUUCUUUUUACAUUUGUUGAUUUUUCUGCAUCAGAUAUUUUAUAACUUCAUUACAAUAAACUAAACACCUGAGCAGUGAAA